This is a messenger RNA of Helianthus annuus (common sunflower), 919 nucleotides long. RefSeq lists its product as uncharacterized. Lineage: Eukaryota; Viridiplantae; Streptophyta; Magnoliopsida; Asterales; Asteraceae. The transcript has 4 exons. The coding region runs from base 162 to 731 and encodes 189 amino acids. The record is from RefSeq and is a predicted model, not a curated record. Gene Ontology annotation, molecular function: DNA binding.
GCAUCUUCUUCAUUUUUAUUUAUAAAACCCCACCACCACACUUCAUCUUCAACCUCCACCCACCAUCACCCUCCUCCACCCUCCACCCUCCAUCACCCUCCUCCACCCACUUCAUCUUCACUUCAUCUUUAAGUAUCAGCGGACCCUGCUUCUGUAGGCAGAUGAAUGUAGCAGAUGAAGUUAUUCUGUCGAUUCCAACUGACGCUGCGCGCAAACUAUGGGGUGUUGAUAAAGGCCCUACAAAUGUUAUGAUACAGACUGAGGAUGGCAGCAUGUUUAAUGUUUCUUUAAGCGAAUCAAAAGGAUUGUUAUUCUUUUUCCAUGGUUGGUCCAACGUUGUGAAACAUUUGCGACUAACCAGAGGAAGUUUGGUGGUAUUCAAUCCAGUAGAUUCUACUACUUUCAAAGUAACAUAUUUUCUUGAUGGGGUUAGUGGUAGCUGUUUCUGGACAUAUCUGCUCCAUCCAUCAUCUCAGUUUUAUGUCAUUCCUGAAUGUAUCCUGGUAAAAAAUAAUGAUUAUUCGUCAAAUGAUGUAAUAUUCACUGUAAUGAUAGACAACAAAACAUUUCACGUUAUUAUUGAAACAGCUGACGGUAAAGUCAGUUUUACCGUAGGACUUGACGUAAUUGUUAGUCAAUUACAGUUGGAGGCGGGUUCUUUUUUGUUAUUUACAAAAUAUUUUGGUAAUUUUUUCCAUUUAAAAAUUGUUGGAAAAACGGUGUUGAAAUGAAUUUUCCUGAUGUAGACGUCGAUGAGGUAAGUAUACAUUUUGCUACUUAUUUAUAUAUUUUAUAUAUUGUUAAUCUAAUACAUGUUAUAUUUAAUUUGCAGGCUGAUGUUGCACCUAUCGAUGCUGUAAAUGAUGUUGAUGAACAACCAGGCGGUGGUGUUCUUCAGUUUGUUCGUAUGGCUGGUCAA